This is a messenger RNA of Cuscuta campestris, 2200 nucleotides long. The record is from the annotation of a GenBank genome assembly. NCBI's taxonomy places the organism in Eukaryota, Viridiplantae, Streptophyta, Magnoliopsida, Solanales, Convolvulaceae.
AGGCUUUUGCAGGCGAAAUCUCCACACCCAGAAAUUCUCGAACACGUCCAAUGGCGAUCGGAAUUACAUGCCGGGUGAUUUCUCCGUCGCCGGCGCACAGUGUUUACUCCUCGGGGCUUCCUUCGAAGACCGAGCAAAUGAUUCCAACGCGCUCAAUCGCUUUCUGCUCCUCUCAAUGGACUUCUCGUCAAUGUCAUUGCUUCAUAGCUAAAUUCCAGCCACCGCCGGAGACCAAACCAUCUUCUCUACCAGCUAGAUGCUCUGUCGUUUCUGCUGAGCAAUCUGUAGUCACUUCGAAUGUCCAGGAAACAUCCACUGCUCCUCUCGUUGCCGAUGACAAGAUCGGCGUGUUGCUGCUCAACCUCGGCGGUCCUGAAACUCUCGAGGACGUUCAACCUUUUCUGUUUAACCUAUUUUCCGAUCCGGAUAUAAUUCGAUUGCCGAGGCUGUUUCAGUUCCUGCAAAAGCCAUUGGCUCAAUUCAUAUCUGUUGUUAGAGCUCCAAAGAGCAAAGAAGGGUAUGCAUCCAUUGGUGGCGGAUCUCCUCUUCGAAGGAUAACUGAUGACCAGGCUGAAGCAUUGAAGAAAGCACUUUGGGAGAAGGAAGUUCCAGCAAAUGUCUACGUUGGUAUGCGCUACUGGCACCCAUUCACCGAGGAGGCAAUUGAGCAGAUAAAAAGAGAUGAGAUCACAAAACUUGUUGUGCUCCCUCUUUACCCCCAGUUCUCCAUAUCCACCAGCGGUUCAAGCCUUCGACUAUUGGAAAGUAUAUUUCGGGAGGAUGAGUAUCUAGUCAACAUGCAGCACACGGUAAUUCCUUCCUGGUAUCAGCGUAAGGGGUACAUUAAAGCAAUGGCAGAUUUAAUUCAAAAGGAGUUGGAAAUUUUUGAAUGCCCACAGGAGGUGAUGAUCUUUUUCAGUGCUCAUGGGGUACCAGUUGCCUAUGUUGAGGAAGCAGGUGAUCCGUACAAGGCUGAGAUGGAAGAGUGUGUAGACUUGAUAAUGGAAGAAUUGGAAAAGAGAAAAGUAAAUAAUGCAUAUACCCUUGCAUAUCAGAGUAGGGUUGGCCCUGUUGAGUGGCUGAAACCAUAUACAGAUGCCACGAUCAUUGAGCUUGGCCAAAGAGGGGUGAAAAGUCUUCUUGCUGUCCCUAUAAGUUUUGUCAGUGAACAUAUUGAGACGUUAGAGGAAAUUGAUGUUGAGUACAAGCAGUUAGCUCUGGAGUCUGGUAUACAAAAUUGGGGACGUGUCCCUGCACUAGGCUGUGAGCCCAACUUUAUUUCAGAUUUGGCAGAUGCUGUAAUUGGAAGCCUUCCAUAUGUGGGAGCAAUGGCAGUCACAAAUCUUGAAGCUCGGCAGUCCUUAGUUCCUCUUGGUAGUGUGGAAGAGCUAUUGGCAGCAUACGACUCACAACGUAGGGAACUGCCACCACCUGUGGUAGUCUGGCAGUGGGGCUGGACUAAAAGUGCAGAAACAUGGAAUGGAAGAGCAGCUAUGUUGGCAGUGCUUCUUUUGCUCCUAGAAGUGAUCACUGGGGAGGGCUUCCUCCACCAAUUGGGUAUCCUUCCUCUUUCUCAUUGACCAUCCCGACCUUCGAAAAAAGAAGUCUUUUACUAUCCCAUCACCAUGGCUCUCCCUCCCCUACACAUGCAAAAACCAUUUGAUGGAAGUUGCUGUAUUUUUGAGGUUUAGAAUGAAAGCUUCAAGAUUUUGGAACAAAUAUACAGAAAGGCGGGAUGAACCACCAUGCCUUGUGACCAAGUGAAGGGCAAUGAAGCUGCCUCCUCUAUCUAUACAGGUUUUUAGACCGGGCCAAAUAUAUAAAUGUAGAUACAACUACUUAAAACAUGCAGUUUUAAGAACUGGUCCUCUUUUGCUUGCUUUGAAAUGUCUUUCAUGAAAAAGAUUACACGAUAUUGUGUACAUAAAGUGCACGGUUUAUGCACGAUUGUGCCAGCAUAUGAUGGAUGUAGUAUUUGCUCUUGUGUGGAAAGAAAAAAAGAAGAUUAUGCAGACUUGUUCUAUACACGAGCUGCCACGUGUGCUAGUACCGUAGUCUCCCAGAUGGUUGGUACUAAAAUAUUUUUUGCUUAAGAUGGCCAUCAUACAUAUAUACUCUCUAAUCUAUAUAUUUAGAGCAUAUAUAUCAGAGAAAUUGAAGUUCUAGAGAAGGAUCAAUUGGCUUGGGCGAUGUGAAAUUC